GAAAAAAAAAAAACAAAAAGGAGAGAGGAAGGACUUGAAUUAGAAAAUGAAGAGUGCUUUUUUUCUGUGUGUUUUAAUUGUGUUCUUCCACCAAUGCUUUGGAGAUCAAAACGAAGAAGCAAAUGGAAAUGGUGUUGUCAAAAUAGGGGUGGUUUUGGAUAUGGAUUCAUUGGUUGGAAGAAUGGGAAAUAUGUGCAUAAGCUUGGGACUUGAAGAUUUCUACAAGGACCAUCCUAACUUCACCACUAGACUCACUAUCUCAGCGAGAGAUUCAGGUGGAGAUGUUGUCAAGGCUGCUUCAGCUGCUUUGGAUCUCAUCAAGAACGUAGAGGUGCAAGCAAUAAUAGGGCCUCAAACUUCAGCACAAGCCCAAUUUUUAUCAGAGCUUGCCAACAAAUCCCAAAUCCCCGUUAUAUCCUUCUCUGCAACCUCUCCAUCUCUCUCCUCAACCCACACCCCCUAUUUCGUUAGAGCAAUACCCAAUGACUCAAUCCAAGCCAAACCCAUUGCUUCUCUCAUCAAAUUCUACAAAUGGAGACGAGCCAUUGUUGUAUACGAAGACACGGAUUACCGAGCCGGCUUCAUUCCUUACCUGACUGAUGCUCUCUCAGAGAUUGGCUCUCGUCUUCAGCGUAGAACCCUUCUGCCCUCCGUUGCAAGUGAUGAAUUGAUCAGAAAGGAGCUCUACAAAGUCAUGACCAUGCAAACUAGAGUUUUCGUAGUCCACAUGUCGUCUCCUCUUGCAUCUCGCUUUUUUCGACAGGUUAAACAACUCGGAAUGAUGAGUAGAGACUAUGCUUGGAUCAUAACAGAUGGGCUCACAAACUUGUUGAAUUCUAUGGAUCCUUGGACCAAAGACUCAAUGCAAGGGGUUUUGGGAGUGAGAGCUUAUAUUGAAGGGACUCAGCGUUUGGAUAAGUUCUCAACUAGGUGGAAGAGAUACUACAGGAAAGAGUACCCAAAUGAAAUUGACAUCCCUCAUUUCAAUGUCUUUUGUUUAAGAGCCUAUGAUGCAACUAGGGUUUUGGCAUUGGCAGUGGAGAAAUCCGGUGCCGGCACUGAGAAUAUCGGUUUCCUGCGAGGUACCGCAGGACAAAUGGCUGGGAAUUCGACGGAUUUAUCUACUUUAGGUAUUUCACCGGCCGGCCCACGGCUAUUAAGUGCCAUAUUAGACACUAAACUCAAGGGCUUAACCGGCACUAUCCGGUUUGUUAACGGUGAAAUACAAGGCUCAACCUUUCAAAUAGUGAACGUUGUGGGCAAAUGUGAGAGAGAAAUUGGGUUUUGGUCGACGGGAACUGGAAUUUCCAGGGAGUUCAGUCGGAAAAAGGUUGAUAAGAGGAGGGAUGAUGAGGCAAAUUUGGGACCGGUGAUCUGGCCUGGGGAAUCGACGGUGACCCCCAAGGGUUGGGUGGUCCCCACCGAUGGGCCCAAGUUGAAGGUUGGAGUUCCGGUUAGGAAGGGGUUUGAGGAGUUUGUGAAGGUGGAACGCUUGGAUGGGCGACCGACGACUACAGGGUUUUCAGUUGAUGUGUUUGAUGCGGUUGUGAAGGCGUUGCCAUAUAGACUCGAGUACGAGUUCCUUCCUUUUUUUAUUUAUUCUAAUUCGACUUCCUUUCUUCCUUUUGGUGAUGAUAAUAAGAGUGAAGCGGGUACAUACAAUGAUCUGGUUUACCAGGUCUUUCUUGGGAAAUACGACGCUGUUGUGGGUGACGUGACGAUAGAAGCAAACCGAUGGCGUUAUGUUGAUUUUACGCCACCCUACACAGACACUGGGAUGUCAAUGAUCGUGCCGAUGAGGGAGGAGAGGGUAAGUAGAGCACUGACUUUCUUGAAGCCAUUCACAUGGGAGCUAGGGAUGACCACUGCAUGUUUCUUCUUUUUCAUGGCAUUUGUGGUCUGGGUUUUGGAGCACCGGAUAAAUGAAGAUUUUCGAGGUCCUCCGAGUGAACAAAUAGGCAGGGCUUUGUAUUUUUCCUUCUCAACGCUCGUCUUUGCGCACAGAGAUAAAAUAACUAGCAAUUUGACACGAUUCGUGGUCAUCCUAUGGUUAUUUGUGGUGCUCAUAUUAACCAACAGUUACACUGCAAAUUUGGCCUCAAUUCUCACAGUUGAGCAAUUACAACCCACUGUUACAGAUGUGCAAACUCUGAUAGACAAAGGAGAUUAUGUGGGACACCAAGGUAGUUAUUUUAUAGAGGAUUUCUUGAAGAAGUUGGGAUUUGCAGGGUCAAAGCUUAAGGUAUUUGACACUGCUGAAGAGUAUGCUGAGGCAUUGUCAAAGGGAAGCUCUCAUGGAGGGGUUGCUGCAAUCUUUGAUGAGAUUCCUUAUAUCAAGAGCUUUCUCUUGAACCGCACCAAGGAUUUCAUGAUGGCCGGGCCAACUUACAGGACUGGAGGCUUUGGCUUUGUUUUUCCUAAGAACUCCCCAUUAUUUUCCGACAUUUCCUCUGCCGUCCUCAAUGUAACAGGAGGGGAGAGAAUGGAUUUACUGGAGAGAAAAUGGUUUCCCCAACGAAACACAAAUUCCCCCUCCUCCAAAGGCUUGAACCUAGAUAGAUUUUGGGGCCUCUUCCUCAUUGUUGGAACGGCUUCCAUGGGGACUCUAAUCAUCUUCUUCAUGGGCUUUUGCAAUGAGCAUUGGAACAGAACUGCAACUGAAACAACACCAAUGAACAAAGGCUUUUGGCCAAGAAUUGUCGCCAUGGCUAAACACUAUGAUGAGACAGAUCUUUCUUCGCAUACUUUUAGAAGAAAACAAAGGAAAGAGGGAGAAACAGAAGAGAAUAGAGACGUUUCUCUUGCCCCAUCAGUUACAGAGAACCCUUUGAGCUCCCAUGCCAAGACAGAACGCCUCUCCAUUGAGGAUGGUUCACCACAUCAUAGUAAUUCAGUCUCUGCCGACGGUGAUGAUGAUGAUGCACCCAUACAAGAAAGGCAUGCUCCAACUCCAUGAUGCUUAGUGUCGUGUUCAUUUUUUGGCUCAUUGAUGAAAUGGGUUUUCAUAUGCAUUAGCAUUGCAACUCGUCUAUGGAAUAUAGACUACACCAAGAUUGCAAACUAUUCGACCUGUGGACAUAUCUACAUAUUCUCCAAAGCACAUUUUUAUCUCCUCACGUAAUUUUAUACGUUUUCCCCAUAUAUUGAUUAACUUUACGCAAUAAUUUCAUCAUAGAACUUGUAUAUCUAUGUAAAAUGUUUCUUUAUUCCAUUUAUUUGAUUCUAGUCAUUCUAGGCCCUUUACAGCCAUCUGCACUGACACAUAAUGCAGAAUGAUACUGAUACUAUGCCAACUCCGUGCCAAUAUGAUAUUUGGGUCUCUAUUUGGAUCCCUGCAAAAGGAUUACCUGAAAUGAUUUCUUAGAGUUUAUUUAUUUAUUUAUUUGUUUUCUUAUUUUUAUUUAUUUAU
Amborella trichopoda is the source of this 3409-nucleotide messenger RNA. Its product is annotated as glutamate receptor 2.7. Lineage: Eukaryota; Viridiplantae; Streptophyta; Magnoliopsida; Amborellales; Amborellaceae. The record is from RefSeq and is a predicted model, not a curated record. Gene Ontology annotation, molecular function: ligand-gated monoatomic ion channel activity; G protein-coupled receptor activity. Gene Ontology annotation, biological process: G protein-coupled receptor signaling pathway. Gene Ontology annotation, cellular component: membrane.